GGACCCGUCUCCUUUCCGCGCACGGAGGAGGCAAGCGUCGACUAUUCCUUCUCCCUCUCUUGCUAGUUCCCCACGACGACGCGCCUUCCGUGGUGUGGUGGUGACCCGUGAAACCUCAUCUGUUGUUCCGCAUCGACAUUUGACGUUCUCUUUCGCCAUAUGAUAGCGCUCGAUCUCGUUCUCCCCCGUAUGGUGUGAGAAGACGACCGGAGGAGGGAUCCAUUUUCGUUUCAGGAGGAGGGAAUGGCAGGAGGGAUGGGGGAUCCGGCGUCGAGGCGGGCGAUGGACGUGGAGCGGACGUCGCUGUGCAACUGCGUGGUGAACUUCUUGCUGCAGGAGAACUACCUACUCACCGCCUUCGAGCUCCUCCACGAGCUGGUCGAGGACGGCCACCAUGACCAGGCCAUCCGCCUCCGAAAUUUCUUCGCCGACCCCGCCCUCUUCCCCUCCGACCAGAUCUCCCGCUUCAACGCCCUCCGAGUUGCAGAUGCACAAAAUGUGCUAGAAGAGAAAGUAACAGUAGAAGAAAAGUUGGCAAUCACUGAAUAUGAGCUUCGUUUAGCCCAAGAAGACUUGUCAAGACUCAGGGAGGAGUUACAAAAGCAAAAACAAUAUUUUCCUGAUGACCUUAAUGGGUCCAGUUCAGAUAUUUCGGUGACUAAUGGCCCUACAACUCUACAUAACACGAGGAAGAUAUCUUAUGUCUCUUUAGGCCCGUUAAAGGACACUGAACGGAAAGAUCUAAAUUGUGCUGUGAAGGAAUACUUGCUCUUUGCUGGGUACCGCCUUACAGCUAUGACAUUUCUUGAAGAGGUCACUGAUCAAAACCUAGAUGUGUGGCUGAAAAGUUCAGCUUGUGUUUCUGAUGCUUUGCGUCGUUAUUAUUAUCAGUAUCUUUCAUCCACCUCAGAGGCUGCCGAGGAGAAGAUUUCCCUUCUUCGAGAAAAUGAAUUUUUUAUUAAAGAAAAUCAGAGGCUCAAUGAUGAGAAAGAGUCCAUGCGUAGAAACAAGGAACUGGCUGAUAGUCAGAUAGUAGUUCUAACAAGUAACUUGGAAGGUGUAAAGAAGGAUUUAAAAGAUAAGGAUACUCUGGUACAGAAUCUUAAGCAGUCCAUGGAUCUACAGAGAAAGCAACUUAAUGACUGCAGAGCUGAAAUCACAGCACUGAAGAUGCACAUAGAAGGAGCCCGAGCUAGCAGAAGCUGGACAGCUGGAGAAAGUGAAAGCACAAAGGCUCCUUAUACUGACAAGUCUAAGGAAGAAAAGAAAACCUCAUAUGGUGAACUAGAAGACUUAAAAGGUGUUGAUUCCACAACAAGAAAUCCAGAACCCAUUAUAGCUCUUAGCGAGGAUGUGCAAUCAGAGAAAAAAGUGGUUGAGAUCAAUGAAGUAGCUGUUGUAUCUAAAUCUGUUGACUUAGUUUCUACUAAUUCAGAUGAGAAUCAUGAUUAUCAAGCUUCUGAAGAUGUCAGAUCCAGGCCUCAUAAUAUUGUUUCUGAUGCAGCAAAUGUUUCUUGUAAUGAUAGUGUUGAAUACCAAGAGAAUGCUCAUAAACUCAUUUCUGAAUUGAAGUCUGAGGAUAAAGGAUUGAACCAAAAUUCAGAGAGUCCCAAGAGGGGAAAAACUCAAAAGAUGGCACUGGAGACCAUACAAAUACUUUCAGAUGCAUUACCCAAGAUUGUUCCCUAUGUUCUGAUCAACCAUCGUGAGGAGCUUCUUCCAUUGAUUAUGUGUGCUAUUGAACGCCAUCCAGAUAGCGCAGUGAGAGAUUCCCUAACACACACAUUGUUUAAUCUUAUAAAACGGCCAGAUGAACAGCAGCGGCGCAUCAUUAUGGAUGCCUGUGUAAGCCUAGCUAAAAAUGUUGGAGAGAUGAGAACUGAAACAGAGUUGCUUCCUCAGUGUUGGGAACAGAUUAAUCACAAAUAUGAGGAGCGUAGGCUAUUAGUUGCUCAAUCAUGUGGAGAACUUGCAGAGUUUGUUCGACCUGAAAUUCGUGAUUCUCUUAUUCUAUCCAUCAUUCAGCAACUAAUUGAAGAUUCUGCCACAAUUGUUCGAGAAGCUGCUGCUCAUAACUUGGCACUGUUGCUUCCACUCUUUCCAAAUUUGGACAAAUAUUUUAAGGUUGAAGAGCUCAUGUUCCAGUUGGUAUGUGAUCCUUCAGGAGCGGUUGUUGAUACCACAAUCAAAGAACUUGUUCCUGCAGUAGUAAAUUGGGGUGCUAAACUGGACCAUGUUCUACGAGUCAUACUCUCCCACAUUUUAGGUUCUGCUCAGCGGUGUCCACCUCUAUCAGGAGUUGAAGGAUCUGUAGAUUCUCAUCUCCGUGUUCUAGGAGAACGAGAGCACUGGAAUAUUGAUGUACUGCUUCGGAUGUUGACAGGGUUGCUGCCAUUUGUCCAUCGUAAAGCUAUUGAAACAUGCCCUUUUAGCUCUGCUAUGGAGUCUCUUACCACUUCAGAACAACAAAAUUCGUUCUUCUCCACGUCUUUGCUUCAGUUAUAUGCAGGGGGUCGGACAAUUUGGCCUAUGUUUGAUUGGAUGCACGUGGAUUGUCUUCCUGACUUGAUUCAGCUUUCCUGCCUCUUAUCUCACAAGGAAGACAAUCUGAGAACUCGAAUCACAAGGUACCUUCUGGAUGUAUCUGAAUUCUUUGGGGAGCAAUACCUUGUGCAUAUAAUGCUUCCUGUUUUCCUGAUAGCUGUUGGCAAUGGUGAUGGUGCAGAUUUGACAUUUUUUCCUUUAUCCAUGAAGUCCAGAAUCAAAGGACUGCAACCUAAAACCUCUGUGGCAGAGAAUCUUUCUGUCAUGUGCAUUCUUCCGUUAUUGUUAUCUGGAAUUUUGGGUGCUCCAACUAUUCAUGAAAAAUUAUCAGAUUACUUGAGAAAACUACUAGUGCAAAACAAUACUCAAGAAGGUUCAUGGCUUGUUCAUCACACUGCUGAGGUGAUUGAUGCAGUUCGAUUCCUUUGCAUAUUCAAUGAGCAUCAUGGAGUCAUUUUUAAUAUCCUAUGGGAGAUGGUCGUUAGUGCCAAUGUGAAUAUGCAGACCAAUGCAGCAGUUCUCUUGAAAGUUAUUGUGCCAUAUAUUGAUGUAAAAGCUGCUUCUACACAUGUUUUGCCUGCUCUUGUCACUCUUGGUUCUGAUCCAGAUUUAAAUGUGAAAUAUGCAAGCAUAGAAGCAUUUGGAGCUGUUGCGCAGCAUUUCAAAAAUGAUAUGAUUGUUGACAAGAUACGCAUACAAAUGGAUGCUUUUCUUGAAGAUGGAUCACAUGAAGCUACUAUUACUGUUGUUCGUGCACUACUUGUGGCUGUACCACAUACAACAGACAGGCUACGUGAAUAUCUGUUAUCAAAAAUUUUCCAACUUACUUGCAUGCCAUCUCAUGGAAAUGAUAUCACACACCGCCGUGAGAAAGCAAAUGUAUUUUGCGAGGCAGUUCGUGCUUUAGAUGCCACAGAUCUUCCUGCCACCAGUAUCCGUGAUUUCCUUGUACCCACUAUCCAAAACCUUUUGAAAGACCUGGAUGCUCUAGAUCCUGCUCACAAGGAAGCAUUGGAAAUUAUACUGAAGGAGAGGUCAGGUGGGGCAUUUGAAAACAUCAGUAAAGCGAUGGGAGGCCAUAUCGGUCUUGCAUCUUCAGUUAGCAGUUUCUUUGGUGAGACUGGCCGUCUAGGAAAGAAAGAAGGUGGUGACACGCACGAAUAUGCUGCUUCGCCACAGCCAAGUCCACCAGCCCAGCAAGAUGAUACAAGGUUCAGGAAAAUGUUGAGGGGCAGUUUCAGUGACAUUUUAAGAGGCAAAGGUAAGGGUUCCGAGGAGCCUCCAAGACAGUCGGGCUAAAGAGCCUUGAGACACCUUUGGUAAAUACUCUCCUGAGGAAAGUUCUCAAUACAGUCAGAAUGACUCCACAGGUGCAACAGAGAUUUGCUUUACUCUCUAAUUAAUAGUCUUUGAUUUGUAAUAAGUGACGUUUUUGAAACUCGAGGUUAUUCAUCGUAAUAUAAUGAAAUUGAACCGAAGGAAUAAACUUUGCACCUCUUUGAACUUUA
This is a messenger RNA of Musa acuminata subsp. malaccensis (wild Malaysian banana), 4052 nucleotides long. RefSeq lists its product as uncharacterized. Lineage: Eukaryota; Viridiplantae; Streptophyta; Magnoliopsida; Zingiberales; Musaceae. Gene Ontology annotation, molecular function: protein binding. Gene Ontology annotation, cellular component: recycling endosome; trans-Golgi network. The record is from RefSeq and is a predicted model, not a curated record. Gene Ontology annotation, biological process: intracellular cholesterol transport.